Trichomycterus rosablanca is the source of this 1550-nucleotide messenger RNA. It is a transcript of the gene ppcs, whose product is annotated as phosphopantothenoylcysteine synthetase. The record is from RefSeq and is a predicted model, not a curated record. The coding region runs from base 234 to 1181 and encodes 315 amino acids. Lineage: Eukaryota; Metazoa; Chordata; Actinopteri; Siluriformes; Trichomycteridae. The transcript is spliced from 4 exons. Gene Ontology annotation, cellular component: nucleus; cytoplasm. Gene Ontology annotation, biological process: coenzyme A biosynthetic process. Gene Ontology annotation, molecular function: phosphopantothenate--cysteine ligase activity.
UAUCCGUUUUAUAAGAAGAAUAUAAAGAACGAACUUUUAUUUUGAACAUGUGUCGGUUCACAACGAACGAAUCGGCACAGUUGGAACUUGGCCUGUGUGCUAGUACAGGCGGAAACUGUGCUGCGGUCACCUUUUAAAUUCAAGUUGAUUUUAUUUUUAUGUAGUGUUGUUAUAUUUUGUUUGUACACCUUGUGCUGAUCCAGUAACGCAGUGGUUAACAAAGUUUUCCUGCGAUGGCGAGUUCAGACCCUGCAGCAGGCAGCCUGGGUGAGGAGUUUGCCGUCCCCUCUCACGUAGAGGAGGUCAAGAAUGUGAUGGCUUCGUUUGCAAAGCAGCAUGGGGCUGCUGGACGUAGGGUCGUCCUAAUCACCUCAGGAGGCACCAAGGUCCCUCUUGAGUCCAGGACAGUGCGCUUUCUGGACAACUUUAGCAGUGGUCGGAGAGGGGCCUCCUCUGCUGAAUACUUUCUCAACUCUGGAUAUGCUGUGAUUUUUCUACACAGACAUCGCUCUCUCUACCCGUACACACGCCAGUAUACGGGGGUCAAUUUGCUGGACUGUCUUACAUUUGAGACCGCCAGGGAUGGCACUGGUCUGCUCCAAGUGGAUCAGAAGGCGUUACCCAACAUCACAGAGGUAGUGAAACAGUACCAGGCAGUAAAAGCGGAGGGGUUACUUCUACCAGUGGAGUUUAACACCUUAUCAGAAUAUCUUCACCUUCUCAAAGCAGCAGCACAAGCUCUCAGUUCAACAGGCUCCAAUGCCAUGUUUUAUUUGGCUGCAGCAGUUUCUGAUUUUUACAUCCCUGCAUCUGAAAUGCCAGAGCACAAAAUCCAGUCCUCCAAUGGGCCUCUACAGAUAAGCAUGAAAAUGGUACCCAAGAUGCUCAAACCACUUGUGAAAGACUGGGCCCCACAAGCCUUUGUCAUUUCAUUUAAGCUGGAAACUGAUCCGUCCAUCCUCCUAGAGAGAGCUCGUCGAGCCUUGGACACCUACAAGCACCAAGUGGUCGUGGCAAAUGUCCUGGACACACGUCGUGGUUACGUAGUUAUUGUGACUAAGGACACCCAAGAAGAACUGAUUCUUACAGAUGAGGAGGUACAGAGAGAUGUUGAAAUUGAAGAAAAGAUCAUAACUAUUCUGUCAGCUGCACACACUGAGUUCAUUAACCAACAAGGUUAAAUGUUGGCUUUCUUAAGACUUUUUACUUAAUUAAUAAUAAUUUACCUAUGGCUCUAUGUGUAUGUAGCAGAUUCUAGAUUCCAAGAGUUCAAAACAGUGGCUUUUUUAAUACUGGUCAUUCACAGCACAAUUAAAAUUAAUUUUAGCCAUUUCAGCAGGAUGGCAGUGUUAGUUAUAGUUAAAUCUCAGCCUUUACCAUGAUUCAAACAUUCCUAAGCAUUCAUUUUCCUACAAAGUAAUUUAACAAACCAGCUUUGGCAUACAGAAAAUACCAUUUUAAUUGUCCGCGGCACGGUGGCUCAGAUCCCAAUGUGUAACCAAAGUGUGUAAAACAUGUUAAAAAUCCUAAUAAAAUUUAAAAAUAACAAA